This is a messenger RNA of Xiphophorus maculatus (southern platyfish), 2273 nucleotides long. RefSeq names its product leukocyte surface antigen CD53-like. The coding region runs from base 99 to 797 and encodes 232 amino acids. Gene Ontology annotation, cellular component: membrane. The record is from RefSeq and is a predicted model, not a curated record. Lineage: Eukaryota; Metazoa; Chordata; Actinopteri; Cyprinodontiformes; Poeciliidae. The transcript has 8 exons.
UCUCAGUUAUUCUUUGGAAUGCUGGGAACGUCAAAUUAACUUCCCAGUCGCUUGGACAUUACUGGAUAUUUCCCUGUAAUUAAGCUAGAAGAAGAAGGAUGAAUAGCUCCUGCGUCGGCUGUCUGAAAAGUCUGGUGGUGUCUCUCCACUUCCUCUGCUGGCUGUGUGGAGCCUUGGUGGUGGCGUUCGGGGAAUUCCAGACGACGCACUCCAAGUUCGCCUCUCUGGUCACCACCUUCUGGCCCAUCUACCCGGCCAACGCGCUCGUGGUGACCGGUGCCAUCGUCACCUGCGUUUGUUACCUGGGAGUGCUGGGAGGCAUGAGGGAGAACCGCUGCAUGCUCAUCACUUUUUAUGUUCUACUGUUCGUCCUGAUGCUGGUGGAGCUGGCCAUGGCCUGUGUGUUCUUCGUCUACAACAGAGAGAUCGACACAUACUUUGAGAAGGACCUGACCCGCAGCUUGGACGUCUACAUGGAGUCCGGCCCAGAGGGGAACAAAACCAUUAAGAAGGAUUUUGAUGCCGUCCAGUACCUGUUUAAGUGCUGUGGAGUUCACGGCCCAGAUGACUGGAAGGGGAAAGCGCCGCUGUCCUGCUGCACCAAGGAUCCCUGCAACAUUGCUGACCAGCCCAACUGGCAGGAGGGCUGCCUGGUGAAACUCAGGAACUGGUUUGCUACAAACUACCUCAGCACUGCGUCAGGAGUGGUCGCCAUGUUCAUGAUUCAGUUCGUGUGCCUGAGCGUCACCGUCCCUCUGUUCUGCCACUUCAGGCGAAGAGGACUGGGCUACAAGUGAGAAAACACUCCGUGGACCAACUUAGGACAUCGUUCACGCCAACAAGGUCAUCUGGAGUCUAUUAAAGUGCUGCCUGUCCCCCAGAAAAAUAACACACGGGAGGGAUGGUAGUGUACAGUAGUUCUAAUUAUGGGUUUUGAGUUUCCAGUAUGGUCCAUAUUCCAAAUGUCAUCACUUUGCUGAUUUUAAAAGCUCCUCUGACAUGUAGCACCUCUUAAUGCUGAAGCACAAAAUGAAUAUGCAUGAAUAUGCCGUCUCUCUGCAACAGAGACGUUGCUAAGGCGACUUUGAAUCUGGAAUUUUCUAAUCAGUUCUCACCAAGUAAAUGCUUAAUAUGCUUUAUAUAUUAAGCAUUUACUUGGUAUUAAGCUUUUCAGAGGCCAUAGGCAAAUCCUGAUUAGAGUCAACAUGAUUAAAUCCAAACUGAACAAAAUUACCUAUGGAGUUCCCCAAGGAUCCAUCCUGGGCCCGCUUCUUUUCAAUAUCUAUAUGCUUCCAUUAAUUCAAAUUAUACGAAAUAAUAAGAUAGAAUACCACAAUUAUGCCGAUGACACACAGCUAUACAUUAGUCUUUCACCGGGAGAUUACAGUCAGGUUCAAAUACUCACUAAAUGUAUUGAGCAGAUUAAUGUCUGGAUGGGCCAAAAUUUUCUCCAACUAAAUAAAAACAAAACUGAAAUAUUAGUGUUUGGACCAACAGAGCAUAGAUUAAAUAUAAUCACCCACCUUCAGUCUGUUGGAUUAAAAUGCUCUGACAAAGCCAAGAAUCUGGGGGUGAUCAUGGAUCCUGAUCUGAACUUUAAUAACCACAUCAAAUUUAUCAUAAAAACAUCAUAAUACCAUCUAAAAAAUAUUGCUAAAAUUACACGACUCAUGUCCCCACAAGAUUCUGAAAAAUUAGUUCAUGCCUUUGUUUUUAGUAGGCUCGAUUACUGCAAUGGCAUUUUUACUGGAUUAUCAAAAAAAAGCAAUAAGAGAGCUCCAGCUUCUCCAGAAUGCUGCUGCAAGAGUCCUAACUAAAACAAAAAGAGAUCAGCACAUCAGUCCAGUUCUAAGAUCCCUGCACUGGCUGUUGCUCAAAGAAUAGAACUUAAAAUCUCCUUAAUGGUUUACAAAGCACUUCAUAAUAGAAACCCAGACUACAUUUCGGAUCUUCUUCAACCCUGUAUACCACUCAGACCUUUAAGAUCAUCAGAAUCAAACCUACUAACUAUUCCGAGAAUCAGAACUAAACAGCUUUGAGUUUUUAUGCUCCAACACUCUGGAAUAAUCUUCCUGCUCUCUGUAAGGCUGCCCCCACCGUGAGUUUAUUUAAAGCAAGGUUAAAAACCUUCUUAUUAGACAUUGCCUACUCUUAAAUUUUGUUUAAUUUUUUUGUUCUAUUCAUUUCUUAUAUUCAAAAUUGUAAUGUUUAUUUUGUUUAUUUCUAAUCUGCUUGAUUUUUUUUUCUUCUGUUUUUAAUUUUCUUGUACAAGC